CUUUGCUGCCAGUGGAUGGCAAGCCAACUCAGGUCGCUCAUCGGCCUCCAGGUUAUCUCUCGCGCAUUCACCUUCAUACUCAACCAGAGCCUCCUUGGACUUGCAUCUCCUGGUGCCUAUGGAACUGCUGCAAUCCAAUUCGAACUGAUUUCGAGCACGAUUCUCUUUCUAAGCCGAGAAGGUGUCCGAAACGCUCUUUUACGUGUCAAUCGGGCCAAAGACGGCUCGUGGAAUGUCGGAAAUAUCGUGUUUCUGCCUCUUUCCUUAGGAGUACCACUGGCUGUAGCAACAAGUCUUGGCUACGUGAGACUCGCAGCUCAAGAAACCAAGUCACAACCUGGCUUCUAUACUGGUAUCGCACUCUACGCGUUAGCGGCCGUGUUGGAACUUUGGUGUGAACCAAUGCACAACCAUGCCAUGGCCGAAAUGAAAACGCACAUCCGUUUUCGUGCAGAAGGCUCUGGUGUCAUGGCCAAAACGGUCACAACAUUCCUCGUCCUCUUCUACGACUCAAAAGCUGGGAUGAAUGGCGCACUAGCGCUCGUGGCUUUUGCCUGGGGACAAUUGUCUUACUCUUUCUGCGUAAUGGCGGUCUACCUUGCGCACUAUGGGCUCUCUUCAUUAUUCCCCAAGAAGACCAGCCUUAGACCCGACUCCGAUACGCUCCGCAUAUCUCUAACCAUGACCUCUCAAUCAGUAAUCAAGCAUUUUCUCACUGAAGGCGACAAAUUCGUUUUGGGCUGGUUCAGUCCUUUGCAGGACCAAGGCGGCUACGCCGUCGCCGUAAAUUACGGUUCGUUGAUUGCCCGCAUCGUAUUUCAGCCCAUCGAGGAAUCGUCCCGUAUAUCAUUCUCCAAGACCCUCUCCCCGCCCAUCAAGGCAGAAGCCUUGAAGACUGCCUCCCGCGCUCUGACGACGCUGACUUCUCUGCAAACUUCAUUCUCUCUCCUCUUACUCGUUUUUGGUCCGGCAUAUCUACCCAUUGUGCUCCCUGUCAUCCUGCCAAGACAAUACCUCUCGACCAGCGCUCCGCGUGUUCUACAAGCCUGGAUAUGGUACAUACCCGUCCUGGCCUUGAACGGUGGCCUAGAGGCGUUCAUCUCCAGCGUUUCCACUCCUAAAGAUCUGAACAGACAAAGCAGAUGGAUGGCAAUUUUCUCGAUCAUCUACAUGGCUGCUGCGGUCCAGCUCUAUAGAUGGCACUUUGGCGACAGUUCGUUGGUGUACGCCAACAUCAUCAACCUCACCGCCCGCAUCGCCUACGCAGCGCACUUUACCACUGCAUUUUUUGCCUCGCGUGGAUCAUCUUUGCAGUGGAGGGCUGGUUUGCCGGGGGCGAAGUUUGCGGCUGCUUGCGCCGUCUCGUUGGGUAUCAUCACGGCGAAUGAGGGUCGCCUGGGUGGCAUCAAAAACAUGGUAACGCAUAUCGGACCGGGUUUGGCCAUCGUUCGACAUCGGGCGAUCCAGAUUCAUAUUCUUGUUGGCGGUAUUCUGGGCUGCUUGUGCUUGAUGGUAUGGUGGUUUACAGAGGGACGCCAACUGCUCCGCGAAAGAAAGCAUCCCAAGUCCGACUAA
This is a messenger RNA of Mycena indigotica, 1575 nucleotides long. RefSeq names its product Oligosaccharide translocation protein RFT1. Gene Ontology annotation, biological process: dolichol-linked oligosaccharide biosynthetic process; glycolipid translocation. Bases 16 to 1575 code for a protein of 519 amino acids. The record is from RefSeq and is a predicted model, not a curated record. The transcript has 4 exons. Gene Ontology annotation, cellular component: endoplasmic reticulum membrane. Lineage: Eukaryota; Fungi; Basidiomycota; Agaricomycetes; Agaricales; Mycenaceae.